Molecule: messenger RNA, 1908 nt
Organism: Owenia fusiformis
Lineage: Eukaryota; Metazoa; Annelida; Polychaeta; Sabellida; Oweniidae
Source: the annotation of a GenBank genome assembly
ACUAUUUAUUCGCCUUCCAAAGAAGAUGGGAAUUUUGGUUUUGUAAAUGAGGUAUAUAAGACUUGGUUAUUUCCAUCAAAAGGGUGAUCAUGGCUACAGAAGAGACAAGACAGGAUUUUAAUAUAGAUUUGUUAAUAGAUCUUUUACAAGCUAUACCUAGUCGACUUGGUUUAGACAAUAAAGAAACGUUUCAUGAAGAUGCAGCUAUGUUUUACAACAAACAUUUCACAAUUGAGAAAAAACCAUUGAUGGUUCCACCUAUGUUCAUCUAUAGAGAGGAGUUUGAACCAGCGACCAAACGAAGGAAGUUUCGUGAUGACUUCACAAGAGGGGAUGAUGCGGAACAUAUCAUUUACAAAAGAUUAGAAAACCUUAAUGAACCAAUGGUCAUAUUGAGGGAUCUGGAUUUCACAGAUGUUUUCACAGCACUAGAGCGAAAAAAGCUCAAUUUGAAUUAUGAUAAAAGUGGACAAUCAGACUUUUUUAUAAUCCACGGAGGAGGUGUCAUUUGCAUACAGGUUAAAGCUGUGGCUGGUCAACAGGAAAGAAUAGUGAGUAGACCUAUAAAAAGAAAGGUGAAAGACCUCAAAAAUCAAUUAGACAAAGAUGAGAAAUUGCACAGAGAAGUAAUCCAAAGAGUGGUAGGAAUUGUUGAACAAGACCUACAGAUACAACUGGUAGCUUCAACACCAAAUACUGACCUACUGCCAGCCUCAAUGCAGGACCAAAAAUACAUCUACCUGCAGCACAAAGAUGUUGUAAAUGAUGAAGCAUUUAAGGAUUGGUGGAGUAAAACAACCAACAAUAUGGAACCCAUGAGUGACAAACAUUUCCAGCUUCUUAUUCAAAGCUAUAUAUACAUCAGACACUUGGUGUACACAGGAGAUAUAACAAAACCUCCAGCAUCCAGGAGUCAGGCUGUAGCAGCUAUUUCCGCUAAAACAGAAAAGUGGCUUCUGAUGACGCCGGAACAAUUGAAACUACUAAUGGAUACUAGAAGGAUGUUGUACAUAGAAGGGCCUGCAGGAUCCGGUAAGACCCAACUGCUGGAAUUAAAGGUGAGAAUGAUAAAGGAGUUCAACCCAGAUGACUCUGUCCUGAUUUUAUGUUGGAAUAUGGCAAUUGUUGAAAAGUUGGACACGUAUAUGAGGAACAAUGCCAUACUAAAAGUAACAGUAAAAACAGUAUUAACUUAUGUUCGUGAUUUAGCCUUAAAAGAGGACCUUAUAAAGGCGACAGAAAUUUAUCCAAGUCGUCCAAAGUUGAGUUUUUUACUCAAAAUAAUACAUCGCAUGCAGACAUACACACAUGUAUUUGUGGAUGAAGGCCAGGAUUUUGAAGAGGACUGGCUAAAGCUACUUCAAGCAAGAGCGCUGGAGCCAAAAAAUCUUCCAGGCUCUUUUUGGGUAUUUUGUGACAGAAGCCAAUUAAUGAGCAAUGGUAAUGUAGUUCAGGACAAAGUUGCAGAUAGGCAGUGUAAAGUGGUAACACUAACAAAGGUUAUGAGAAUGUCUGUUGAGGUUUAUAAUCUAUGUGUUAAAUAUCAAGACACAUCAUAUGGGCAGGAAAUCACAAUUGGACAUAGAGUGCAAGGGCCAAAAGUUGAAAUUGAGACUCAUAGCCAAACAUCUUUAGACAAUUUCAAGGCAUUGGUUUGGUUAUUAAAACAACUAAAAAAUGAAUCACAUGAGCUAGAAGACAUAACUGUUCUCCUGCAAUCCCAAAAAACGGUUGAUGCAUUUUUACAACAAAUGAAUCAAAUAACUGUCCAAAAUGCUGAAGAAAAAGCGAAAGGGGGGCGUUGCUUAACAGUUGAUAGCGUACAAAGAUUCAAAGGAUUAGAAGAUAGGGUGAUCAUUCUCUAUGACCCAAAAUAUGUGAAUGAUGAAUAUCCUUUCACAGUGAAGA